UGGAUCUAUGGUCUACACUUCUGUAGAACAACAGAUAGCAACGCAUUAUCAAUUAAUUAUCUGUGGAUUAAAUUGAAUUUUAUUAUUUAUUUAAAAUAAUCAUGUGUAUGUCACAUUCGGUCUAACAAGAUUGAAGAUAUUUUAAAUUGUUGAAUAUGAGUUGUGCCAGAGGAAACACUAUACGGAAUAGACCUCAAAAGCAUAAAAAUAAAACCACAUUUAAAAAUGAUUUACAUGACACGAGUAAAAAAACAAAAGUCCUAAACAAUUUGGAGGUUAAUGGAGUCUGUGAACGUUGUAAAGAAAUAAUACAAUGGAAAAUAAAAUAUAAAAAAUACAAAACAUUGACUGCACCAAGGAAGUGUGUCGGAUGUGAACAGAAGAAUGUCAAAUAUGCUUACCAUGUGUUGUGCAAAAAUUGUGCUACACAAAAAUGCAUAUGUGCCAAGUGUUGUAAACCUUUCGAUGAAAUCCAGAAAAGCAUUGAAGAAAAUGAAGCCAAUAAAUAUCAAUCAAUAUUAAAAAAUCUACCAGAAAGAAAACGAAGAACAUUGCUGAGAUAUAUUAAAAAACAACAAGAUGGACAAGAGACUUCAAGCCCAACACUAGAAGCAUUGCUGUCAGAAAUUGAUAAAAUUAAUUUUGAUGAUGAUGAUGGGUAUGAUGAUGAUGAUAAUAAUUCAAAGGAUUGUUCAAGUGAAGAAAACCUACAGACCAGUGUUUCAUCAUUUUAGUAUGGUGCAUUUCUUGAUUUGUGAAGUAAAUUAACUUAUAGUUGUGUAAACAAAAAUAAAAGUUUAAAUCUCUAAA
Pararge aegeria (speckled wood butterfly) is the source of this 810-nucleotide messenger RNA. RefSeq lists its product as uncharacterized. Bases 156 to 734 code for a protein of 192 amino acids. NCBI's taxonomy places the organism in Eukaryota, Metazoa, Arthropoda, Insecta, Lepidoptera, Nymphalidae. The record is from RefSeq and is a predicted model, not a curated record. The transcript has 3 exons.